Sitophilus oryzae (rice weevil) is the source of this 1607-nucleotide messenger RNA. RefSeq names its product ER lumen protein-retaining receptor 1-like. Gene Ontology annotation, cellular component: endoplasmic reticulum; membrane; cis-Golgi network. The coding region runs from base 324 to 1115 and encodes 263 amino acids. The record is from RefSeq and is a predicted model, not a curated record. The transcript is spliced from 3 exons. NCBI's taxonomy places the organism in Eukaryota, Metazoa, Arthropoda, Insecta, Coleoptera, Curculionidae. Gene Ontology annotation, molecular function: ER lumen protein retrieval receptor activity. Gene Ontology annotation, biological process: endoplasmic reticulum to Golgi vesicle-mediated transport; protein retention in ER lumen.
UUAUCAUAUGACUUUGAAAGUAAUAUUUUAAAAUUUAAUUAAGGCGAUAUUUUUAACAGGAAAAAUCAAUGCAGAUAAUUUUUUUGUGGAAAACCCAUUUUCGCGCUGGUAUUUACUGCGAAUAGACGGAUAAUCAAAACAUAAAUAGUAUCAGAUAGUUUAUAGAAUUAUAAUUAUAAUUGUUUUGCUGAAACCUUGAAAAAAUAUGCUGUUUUUUGCGGUUUAUACAUGAGUAAUUUUUUUAGUUGGACAUCUUUUAAUACUAACUUUUACGCUAUAUAGGUGUAGCAGAUUUUUAAAGUAAAAAUUAAGAAGAGAUUUAAAUGUGUGAAAUGAAUAUUUUUACUUAUGUGGGUGAUGUUUUCCAUCUGGCAGCCAUUUUAACAUUAUUAGCAACAAUAAAACUUAACAAUUCUUGUGCAGGUGUAUCAUUCAAAACACAAAUCCUUUUGGCUAUAGUUUUUACUGUAAGAUAUUUGGAUAUAUUUUUGGGAAACUUUUCGAAAUAUUUGUAUUUGGAUUUUAUGAAGUCUUUGUUUAUUGCACUUUCGUACACUACUUUGGCUAUAAUUUAUUUCAAUUAUUAUUCUUCAUAUGAACGAAGCAAGGAUAACUGUUCGAUUAUUUAUAUACUCUUGCCUACGUUAUUGUAUGGAUUCCUAUUGAAUUAUGUCACUUUGGAAUAUGGAGUUAAUAGUUGGAAACAAUUUUUACUGCAUCCCCUUGAGAUUUCCUGGGCUUUUAGUAUUUAUCUGGAAGCCCUGGCCAUUAUCCCUCAAUACUUGAUGAUCUUGAACACGAAAAAUGGCGAGCCUGUACGCAAAUACAUCAUUUUCUUGGCACUGUACAGAAUUUUUUACAUCGGUAACUGGAUCUAUCGAUAUUUUAAUGAAAACCACAACGAUCCAAUAUCAUUCUUCUCCGGUUUGCUGCAAGUCACCAUUUUGCUGAAAGCAACCAUUGCUAUACGCCAUUUUGGUGUAGUGAGUGCCAAAAAGCAGUUACUGACUGAGAUAUUUACUAUACAAGCCAGGAAGAUCAUACAGGAAAAGCUCAGUAUUGCUGAGAAUUAUAGUAGUUCUGAUAAGGAACAAUUAAUUCAAGAAAAAGUCUAAAAUUGUAAAUUAUUGUAAGUUUUACACUGAUCAGUGUUUAUACAGAGUGUUUCAAAAUCGGCUUUGACCAUUGUAAUCUCGGGAACGGUAAGAGAUACACAGAGGGUGGCUUAAAUUGAGACAAAGUUGCAUAUUAGUGGGCACAAUGAUAAUCCGUUUAGUAAUUGAACUUAUCUUACUUAAUUUGAUGACUUGAGAGCUAUGACGUCCCAGUUCAUCCAAAAAUCAUCCUUAAUGUUCUUUAAAAUCAGAUGGCCAAUGUCUUUUAAGUCUUAUUGUAGGUACUGGUUCAAGUAGAAGUUGAAGUAAGGUAUUAGUGUGAUCGUGUAGUCUAUUGAAAUGUAUUUUGCUCCGAGUUUGGAUAACUUCUUUGACGUACGGAAUUUCUAAGUCUUCAACAUAUAACAACAAUAUUAAGACUAUAUUUGAUUUAUUAGCGCACCCCCAGAGUUCUGCUCCAUAUGUCCAAAUAGAUAUUAUCAUGGUUUUAUA